GUAUGAUUUAUAAUGUGCACGAUAAGUUUUUUGUAUAUAAUAGAUCGUUACUUUAUACGUAUUGUUUUCGGUUGACAAUGUACGCGGUAGUUAAAUGUGCCAUCGUUCUUUGCGUGGCUCUGCCAGCGCUUGGAUUUCCCAUGUCGGUGAAUGAUGUCGUUUUUCACUUGUACACUAGGGCAAACCCGACAACAAGCGAGCCGCUUCUGGCGUCGAUAGCUUCAAUAUCCCAGUCUCGUCAUUUCUCCAACAGCCGUAAAACAAUCUUCGCAAUCCACAAUUAUGGCGAUAACGUUUCUGGAAACUUCAUAGCUUUCAUAGGACCAGCCCUUCUUGCCGCUGAGGAUGUUAACGUCGUCGCAGUAGACUGGCGCACUGGUUCGUACGGAUACGUCGCUGGCCUCGCAAAUGUUCCCCAGCUUGGUACCAUAGUCGCUAGCUUCGGCAAUUUACUUUUCACCUACUUUGGAUAUAACUCCAACAAUGUUCGCAUCGUUGGUGUAGGCCUUGGAGCUCAUGCCGCUGGUGUUGCUGCUAGAAAGAUGAAUGCGGACAUUCCUCAUAUUUUCGCCCUGGACCCAUCACUAAUUGGUUGGACUCACAAUCCGGAUAAGUUGAGUACCCGUGAUGCCACAUUCGUGGAGGUGCUACACACCACCGCCGGAAACUACGGCUAUGAUCUGCCUCUGGGUCAUUUAGAUUUCUAUGCAAAUGGCGGCGUCAACCAGCCUAUGUGUGGUGACCAAUCCUCAUGUUCUCACAUCUAUUCCUACGUAUACUACGCGGAGUCGAUCACCGCUGAAUCAGGGACUGGUGCAAAAUUCGUCGGUACCAAGUGUACUUCUUAUGAACAAGCUAAAUCACUUCAAUGUACUGGCAGUAAAGAUGCCACUUUCGGAGGAAUAGCCGGCAAAACUUCACCUUCUGGGAUUUACACAUUCGAGACCAAUUUGCGGAGUCCUUUUGCGCAAGGAUAAAGAAGGAUUGUGUAAUGUAAUAAAGAGUUUUACAAUUAAAAAUUGA
Messenger RNA from Pieris rapae (cabbage white), 1023 nucleotides. RefSeq names its product pancreatic triacylglycerol lipase. NCBI's taxonomy places the organism in Eukaryota, Metazoa, Arthropoda, Insecta, Lepidoptera, Pieridae. The transcript is spliced from 6 exons. Gene Ontology annotation, molecular function: lipase activity. The record is from RefSeq and is a predicted model, not a curated record. Bases 3 to 977 code for a protein of 324 amino acids.